AUGCUUCGUAAACAUGGACCAAAGUACCAUUGUCUAAUCCAUAGGAAGCUCGGGUUUCUAUUGAUGGCGGUGGAUGCCAAGAAACCACGUGACUGGAUUUUUCUGCUGUGGUGUUCUUGCCUCCGCGACGACCUCCGCGAACGUAAAAAAAAUAAUCAGGGCCAUCUCCAUUCUACCUCCACCUCCACCUCUAAACAUCGCCUAGACUGUUUGCCAUCCGAGGUAAACAGAUUCCACUUUCCUGUUCAUCAAUCAACCUUGACUCCGGUUAGCCCGCUUUGGAGCCACUCGCGCGACACAUUCGCGAACGAGGUCGUGUCACGGAACCAGGCACCGCCAACGACCGACAUCCAACUUAACAAGGACAACCUAAGAUUUGGUCUUUGGAUAUCCGAGGAAUCACAAACGGUGAUCGCAAGCCACGCAUCUUCACCGUCGUAUCUGCCUGCGCGUGAUAUUGGAAACUGCACCUCCGACCAGGUCUUGCACGCGGUUGGCACUCGAGAAGCGCAUUCAGCUAUCGAUCGUGACCGCCACCCCAGUAUCCCCAUCCCUCCGCCGAAUCCCCUCGAAUCCCGUCGAGACUCGUGGAGUCGAAUCGUGUAUGAACGAGCGCCAGGUUCGAGGAUCGUCUUUGAUCUGAGGGAAGGUGUUCAGGCUUACUCGGUGCCCGCAAACCUUUGA
Penicillium cataractarum is the source of this 684-nucleotide messenger RNA. RefSeq lists its product as uncharacterized. The transcript has a single exon. The record is from RefSeq and is a predicted model, not a curated record. Lineage: Eukaryota; Fungi; Ascomycota; Eurotiomycetes; Eurotiales; Aspergillaceae. Bases 1 to 684 code for a protein of 227 amino acids.